UGAUGGCCUAGUUUCAGUAUAAGUAUACUUUAUGGAAGAGAGGCGAAUAGGAAUACCAAGAAUCUUUUGGUGACUCACGUUGAAAAUGUAGUGGUAAAUCCGACAUGUAGAUCCUCUACGAGUGUUGCUUUCGCAGGAGGUUGCUUCCACAGUAAAGAAGAUGACGGAGGUUGCUUUCGCAGGAGGAGCAGUGUCGGGUAGUUCUCAGCAGCCUUUGCUUUUGUUACGGCUACUCCUGUUUCAAGCUACUCUUAAGUUUACUCCUGCACCACUUAAUACUGCCAACUACAGUAAAGACAAGCUCAAGUACGUAACGUAAUAUAUAAAUAUAUUGGCAAGCCCGUUGAGGGGUGUGGCCCUCAGAGACCACCCCUCAAAUCAUCGGAAACAUCUGCUACCGAAAUCACUCCCAUAACUUCCUUCUUUAUCCCGUCCUCUAGUGUGGCUACCGCUAAAGCAUGUCCUUAACUACAACACGAUCCCUUGUAUGAUGCCACUUAAACUUAUUGAGAACGAAGAUAUGAGAAUGUUGUUCGUAGCUAAGAAGGCGAAGAGGGGACGACAUUCCCAUAUUGGCAUUCUCAAUGGGUGGAAAACAUUCAUCCCUGUCUCUUCUUCUAGAUGAAAAGAUGGAGCCAACCAUUCCACCACUUGACUAUUACUACGACGGUAGGGCUCGAUGGGAUCUUCUUCUAAUUGAAUACGCUACUGCUCUAGGAUUCUUCUUCUACUUGAAAAAAUGACCUUUCCAAGGAUACUAUUUAAAUCACUCCCAAGGAGGUUCUUCUUCUUCUCAGCAGAAGUUCUUGAAAAGAAGAAGCUCACCUAGCUAGGAGGAUGCCACACCUCUAACAAUGGGGCGUUGGUUCCAAUACCUUCGGAAGACGCAUCCCGAAUUCGAAGACGUCCGGUCGAAGAUUUUCAACUUCUUCGCUGAAAAGUUAUGCUGUUGUCUUUACUAGUACUAAGAUAGAGUAAGAGAGAGCGGGUUCUUUCUGGUAAAAUAGAGUAAGAGAGAACGGGUUCUUGCAAAGAGCGGGCUCUUGCAAUCAAGAGCGGGCUCUUGCAGUAAUGAGCGGGCUCUUGCAAAGAGCGACUUGCAAUUGCAAGGAGCGACUUGCCAAGAAUGACUACUAGCUACAUGAGUUUAUUUUUCCUGGUUGCUCUUGCUUGUAGUCAAUGUCCUCAGAGUCAUGAUAGUACAUCAACUACUUGUUACUUCAACUACACCAUGAUAGAUAGAGAAGAUAGCACACCAACUAUUUGCUACUUCAACACCGUGUAGCUCUAGCUGUAGGGUAACAAAAAAGAUACCACGCCGUGUUGUAGCAGGGUAUCAAAAAAACAUACCAACAAGAGCAAGGGCUUUAUGCUCAUAGUCUGUGGUGGUGGAAGAAGAUGAUGGUGGAAAAUGAGAGGAGAUGAAAAAACGUAGCACAAGUGUCGAGAAAAUAUAUUCUGUACUAGAUUUGGACUCAUUUUCACAAUGUUCAUACCAAGUUCAAGCUCAUGCCCGUCUUCCUUAAAUGGGUAACGGGAGGCAGAGUGCUGCCAAAUUACCACAAGGCGCCACUGCGUGGCGCGAGAGUGGUGAGCACAUCCCCCCGCUCUGUUGAGCGUGAUGCGAGAGAGAUCUUCCGUAGAGAUGAGCUCAUCCGUGCCUUCUGUUGAGCAUGGCGCGCACUGGCCGCGGCGCGCGAGAGAUCUUCAGUUGAGCAUGACCCGCGAGAAGUGGGGCAAUCCCUCCCUUCUGUUGCGUUUGCCGCGCGCGAGCUGAGUGCAGACUCUCUAUCUGUUUAGUGGGGCUCCCCUACUGUCUUGACACACUGACAAGGUUGCGCAGGUAGAGACACUCCGGUCCGCGGUGACUCUCUGUGGCGAGGGAACUGGUCAGGUCCUUUGAGCGGCUUUUCUUAGCUGUAGAGCACUCAGCCGCGAAGUAAAGCGUCUGCUCCUCCAAAGCUCCGCGCUCCUCAGUCCCUCGGAUCCUGACUCGCUUCCGCCUUGGCACCUCUUCACCGCCAUCAUCCUCGACUUGGUCGCCUUCGAACGGCGCGCCUUUCGCGAGUCUCGCACAGACUCCCGCAGUUGCACUAGCGCUGCAUCCUUAAGCCGGCCCUCUGCGUGACGUGAGGCGUAGCCUUCCGUCUUGGCCCGGAUGCCGCGCCCUUUUGGUCCCUGUUGGGUCGCGACUGUCCUGGGCGGGCUGGCCGCUGCAUCGCGUUCCCGUGUUAUGGCUACGAAUCUCGACCAUACUAACACCGGCGGACUGAUCGGGCCCCGCGUAUGACUCUCGGGCUGCAUGAUGUUGGAGCACCGCCAGGCGUCCUAUAGUAACUAACUAACUAGCUCAAGCUCAUACUGUUCUGUAGAUGAUCGAAGCGAGGUUGUCGAUCCACGCCACAAGUGGCUACUCACCAGGGGCGACACCCAGUGGAAUAAGAGGUGAAAACGAAGAAGCCGCUGGCUUGGACGAUUAAGGGGAUGCUGCUUCUUUACUAGGACAUGAUGACUCUCGUGGAUUCUAGAACAAUCCUGGCGAUUGUCAAAGAAUCAACUCUGGCUCAGGUUUAGGAAUUUGUUGCGAAUAAGACGAGUUCAAUUGUUGCACCAUGAAAGAAGAAGAUCAAACAAGAAAGCCAAGGCAUUGAAUUGGCAAGAUGUUCGAAGUAUGUGAAUGCAAAACCCUGCAAGUUUCUGAGCAUGAUGAAGCGCAAAAGCGAGCGAGACAGCUGACACCUGAAGAGUAACAGCAUGAGCAUCCAACUAAUGCCGUGCCAUUUACCACCUUGGACAUGAAUACCAAAAGCGUUGAUUGAACAGCUUAGGCCUUGAGUCAGUGGCAUGAAGUUUGGUAAGUUUGUGCACAACGUUGAGGAACCAACAAGCAAAGAAGUAAGAACCCAAGAACUUGCAACCGCUGCAGGCUGAUUCUCGUCCCACAGCAAAGCUGUGCUCGUGUCUUCGUUCGUUCUCCGCGUAAUUCUGUUUCGACAGAGUUAUGGGCCCAAAUCCGUAGAGUCUUGGGCCCAUUAAUUUGUCUGGCUUCCUUUGCUAUUCGAUUCUGAUUCGGGGUGGGGACUGCUAGCGAACAAGCAGCAGCAGGAGG
This is a messenger RNA of Amoebophrya sp. A25, 3109 nucleotides long. Lineage: Eukaryota; Dinophyceae; Syndiniales; Amoebophryaceae. The record is from the annotation of a GenBank genome assembly.